Messenger RNA from Drosophila navojoa, 663 nucleotides. RefSeq names its product signal recognition particle 9 (gene Srp9). The record is from RefSeq and is a predicted model, not a curated record. Gene Ontology annotation, biological process: SRP-dependent cotranslational protein targeting to membrane; negative regulation of translational elongation. NCBI's taxonomy places the organism in Eukaryota, Metazoa, Arthropoda, Insecta, Diptera, Drosophilidae. Gene Ontology annotation, cellular component: signal recognition particle, endoplasmic reticulum targeting. Gene Ontology annotation, molecular function: 7S RNA binding.
GUGUUGUUGCUGGAUUUCGAUUUCUUUUUAUUUUUUGCGAUUGCAUUUAACAAAUAAAAUAUCAACAUGGUGUUUGUUAAAAAUUGGGAGGACUUUGAAAUCGCCGCGGAGAACAUGUAUAUGGCGAACCCACAAAACUGCCGGUACACCAUGAAAUACGUGCACAACAAGGGGCACUUACUGCUCAAAAUGACGGACAAUGUGAAGUGUGUGCAGUAUAAAGCGGAAAAUAUGCCCGAUCUGAAGAAAAUUGAGAAAAUCACAAGCAAUCUUGUUGGUCAUAUGGCAUCCAAGGAGUAGCUAAUGCAACAAAUUGGCCACGGCAGCAAUUUGGAUCAAAUGAAACAACAACAACAUCAUAAACUAUUUGCUGUUGGUUUUAGCUGAACCGUUUGCUGUGUGUUUCAUCCUACACUUGUUUAGUUUAUAAGCGCACUGGACCCACGGCAGGCUACGAUGUGGUAACAAGAGUAGUUUACUGUUUAAUUAACAUUGUUAUAAAUGUUAGCUCUGUGCACAGCAGUCAGCCAAAGUAUAAGGGUACCGGUGCUUUUUUUAAAUUUAUAAUACUUUUGUAUUUAUUGUAAUGUAAAUGUGUGCAGUUAGCUGCACUAUGGUGACAUAUUGAAUUAGUACACAUUUCCAUGAAAUGCUUUAAACAAA